AUCUCUAAAAUCUACUGUAAGAUUCAAUCUUUCUUUUUCAAAUCUAACGUUCUCCUCUCCGAUUCCGAAGAGACGACGAGGGAGUUUGAGCACUGAGUAGCACCAAGAACAACAAGCAAUGUCGCCUUAGUUCACAAUCGCAGAGAAGAAAUGGGAGUUAAAGGAUUAUGGGAUAUUCUAGAUUCUUGCAAGAAAACCCUCCCUCUUCACCAUCUCCAAAACAAGAGAAUCUGCGUAGAUCUAUCAUGUUGGAUGGUUCAACUCAACAAAGUAAACCAAUCACACUGUGCCAUGAAAGAUAAGCUUUAUCUCAAGGGUUUAUUUCAUCGCAUUAGGGCUCUCAUUGCGUUAAAUUGCAGCCUCAUCUUCGUCACAGAUGGAUCAAUUCCAGGCAUCAAAGUAACUACAUAUAGAAGGCGUUUACAUUUGGACAAUGAGGGUCGUGACGAAUCUUAUUUAAACAAAAUUAUUCCACUUCAAAGGAACAUGGGCUCUGAAUUCUCUUGUAUGAUAAAAGAGGCCAAGAUUCUUGCCUCUGCAUUAGGUGUUCCAUGUUUAGAUGGAAUUGAGGAAGGUGAAGCUCAAUGUGCAUUAUUGGACUCAGAGUCAUUAUGUGAUGGAUGUUUCUCUUUAGACUCUGAUAUCUUUCUCUUUGGAGCAAGAACAGUUUACAGAGAUAUAUGCCUUGGGGAAGGUGGAUAUGUUGUUUGUUAUGAAAUGGAUGACAUUGAGAGAAAACUUGGAUUAGGAAGAAACUCAUUGAUUGCUUUAGCUGUCCUCCUUGGUUGUGAUUAUGGUCCGGGUGUCCCUAGGCUUGGUUCAGAAAUGGCAUGUAAGAUUGUGAAAUCUUUUGAUGAAUCUGAAGUUCUUCAAAGAAUUGCAACAGAAGAUUUGUCGGUUUUAAAAAAGGCAAAUUGUUCCAAGAAAAGGAAUCAAACACUUGGGUACAACAACAAAGAGAACAUUCCACCAAAUGCAAGUAGAUGCAACAAUAAUAAAGAGAACAUGAACAUCCCCUCAAAUGGACAUAAAAAUGAUUUACCAAGGAAUUAUAAGUUUCUGCAAGUGAUGGAUGCAUAUCUCACCCCACAAUGCCACUCUGCCGACUCUCAAACUGUCCAAAGGGUUCUUGGUAUGCAUUCAUUUCAAAAGACCAUGCUUCACCAGACAUGUGCUCGAUUUUUCCAAUGGCCUCCAGAGAAAACAGAUGAAUAUAUUCUUCCAAAGAUUGCUGAAAGAGAUCUUAGACGAUUUGCAAACUUACGUCACACUUCUUCUCAUUUGGGAGUUCAGCUUCCUUUAGACAAGAUGCCAGUGAAGUGUCCGGUUUCUGGAAUAAUUAAGCGAAGGAAAGCUCAGGGAAAAGAAUGUUUUGAGGUUUCAUGGAAAGAAGUUGAUGGACUUAGCAGCUCUAUCGUCCCAGCUGAACUCAUGGAACGUGCAUGUCCGGAGAAGAUAAUGGAGUUUGAAGAAAGAAUAGCGGAAAAGAAGAAGCCAAAACCACGAAAUCCACGACCUAAUAAGAAAUCUGUAAACGAAAUUGAUGCCAAGCUCCAACAACUGAUGCUCGAAAUCGAAGGUGCAGCUUCGUCCGAUCAAAACUAUAGGCUACUCGAUGAACCACUUAGCAACACGAGAUCAGAGGGAGGAAAAAGGACUGGAAGUGAUCAAAAUAACGAAAAAACCAGUUUCCGUUACCGAUUACUCGAUGAACCACUUAUCGACACCAGAUCUAACGUCGACGAAGUGAGAAUGAGAGAAAGUAAAAAGGAUGAGAAAACCACAUACCGUUUACUCGAUGAAGCACUGAUCAACACGAGAUCAAACAGCGGGGAAGGGAAAUUGAAAUUGACGGAAAACACUACUACACCGAGUUGUGGCGCGGCGGAGACGGAGGUGGUGAACCUGUCGACGCCUUUGGUUGAUAAGAAAUCGAAGGGGAAAGAUGAAACGGAAACGGAGAUCAUUGAUUUGUUGAGUCCGUUAUCUGUUGUUUGCUCGAGAAAGCAUGGAGGAGGAGGAGGUGUUGAUGUGGUUGAGUUGAGUGAGUCGGAAACGGAGGUAUCGCCGGAGCAUGCGAGGAAGGCGAGAGAGCUUAGAUUAUUUGUCGCUAGCAUAAGGAACGAGUGAUGACCUCUCCUGAAUCUUGAU
Molecule: messenger RNA, 2151 nt
Organism: Lactuca virosa
Lineage: Eukaryota; Viridiplantae; Streptophyta; Magnoliopsida; Asterales; Asteraceae
Source: the annotation of a GenBank genome assembly